AUGGCUACGCCCGGAGAAGUGGCAACGCCGUCGUUGCAAUAUAUCCCGAUGACAACGAGUGCCCGAGACUCACUUAUCGCCAUUUGUGUCUUGUGGUCUGUCACUGCCGCCGUGGUUGUCGCUCGAUUAUGGGGACGGUUCCGUGGUAUCGGUAUCGGCGGAGACGACAUACUCGCCGCCAUUGCUUGUCUAUUAUCAGGUAGCACGAUUGGCCUGAAUGUGGCCGUGUUUACAACCGGAGUUGGUUACGAUUUCGAUCCAAACUCUGAGGUGUACCCCAAACUGGUCAAUAACUUGCAGCACAUUCUGAAAGUCACUUUUUCUUUUACGUUGGUCUAUCUCUGGGCUCUUGCCUGCCUCAAGCUCAGCCAGCUCUGGUUCUACCACAGGGCCUUUGCUUUGCAACUCAGCAAGUGGAUCUAUGUCGUCGCAGGCAUCGUCGUUGUUUGGGCUUUGGUCUUUACAUUCCUGUUCACAUUCUUGUGCGAUCCGAUUUCGCAACAGUGGACGGUCAUGCGGAUCGGUCAUUGCAUGGACCAAAUCCUGGUUUUGAAAUGCAUCAUCAUGACGAACGUCGUAACCGAUCUCUUCAUCGUCAUUCUUCCAAUUUGGACUGUUUGGCAACUGCAAAUGCGGAAGACCGAGAAGUUUGCUGUAAUUGCUUGCUUUGCUCUAGGCUUGGCGUGCUGCGUCAUUGGUAUCGCACGAUUCGUCCUGAUUUUCGUCAUCGAUUUGGUUGGAAACCUCACUGGAACUUCUCUCACCACAUUUAUGCUUUGCACCGUGGAGCUCACGCUCGCGGGCCUCUGCAUUAACAUUCCCAUGCUUCGACCGUUCUACUUGCGCUGGAGAGCAAAGUACAAGUCAUCUAUGGAGAACUCCAACGAACAGAGUGGUUACAAGAUUAGUUCGAGCAACCAGCUCAAGGUUCAACCAAAGCCUGGUCAAUACACUGCUUGGAUCGAGCUGAACGAUAGGGACGGCCACGAGACCGGCAGCAACGACGAUGGCGGUUCCGAGAGGAAAUUGACACGAGAACCCCCGAGCGAUACGAUACGAGUCCAAACAAACUGGAAGAUCACAAGGGAAUAA
Colletotrichum karsti is the source of this 1092-nucleotide messenger RNA. RefSeq lists its product as uncharacterized. The record is from RefSeq and is a predicted model, not a curated record. Lineage: Eukaryota; Fungi; Ascomycota; Sordariomycetes; Glomerellales; Glomerellaceae. The coding region runs from base 1 to 1092 and encodes 363 amino acids. The transcript has 5 exons.